Lingula anatina is the source of this 2863-nucleotide messenger RNA. RefSeq lists its product as uncharacterized. Gene Ontology annotation, cellular component: nucleus; cytoplasm. Gene Ontology annotation, biological process: regulation of signal transduction. Gene Ontology annotation, molecular function: G-protein alpha-subunit binding. The record is from RefSeq and is a predicted model, not a curated record. Lineage: Eukaryota; Metazoa; Brachiopoda; Lingulata; Lingulida; Lingulidae.
AUGCGUGAUAAGUUGCUGAUUGCUCUGUCUGCUGAUAAAGCUGCUGGAGGACCAUUUCAGAGAUACCUGGAAAAACAACAGAACCCAGAAUUACUUGCCAACCAUUUAUUCUGGCAAGAUGUGUCAGAGUACAGUGCUGAGGAAGAUAGAUCUGCUGAUCGUCUGCUUCGGAUGACUCAUGCCUGGGGAAUAUACAACAAAUAUAUUGGAGGAAAUGUUAUUUAUAGUAUAAACAUGGAUCCCAAAGAAAGAGAUGUGCUUCAUCAGCAGUUAAUGGGCGCCAAAGAUUUCAUAGAAGCUUCAGUGUUCAACAGUGCUCAAGACCAUGCUGUCGAUGUGCUAGAACAGGCCUGGGUGAGGUACCUGAAGGAGGAUCUCAAAACUUUUUUAGAAGUUCAAGCACGCUCUCAAGAAUCAGACUUUGAUUCCAUACACACAGCUGAGGAGAUAGAGGUCUCACUUGAAAAUGAACAGUUAGUUGUCAAGAGGUUCCAGAGGCCUUGGGUUAGGAGAGGAGAGAAUGGGAGCAGAUCACCUGGCUCUACUGGCUCAGAACGUGGUAGACGGCUAAGAACAGCUCUCUCAGUAGCUGAGGAAAUAGAUGAAGCCAGAAAGGCAGAAAAGAAGAAAAAAGCUUUAGAAAGAAGGAAAAAAAUGGAAAAAGAGCGUCGCAAAGCACUACGUGCAGCACGGGCAAGGCAAAGAGAGGCUAAGAGAAACAAAAAUGCACCAAUCAUUGAGCACAUCCCAGAAGAGAAAAAGGAGGGUGAAGAAGAAGAGGAUCAGGGUGAAAGAUUGUCUCCAGGGGGCCACUCUUUGUAUGGAGAUAUGGGGGGUGGAGGAUUGACCCCUCCCCCUGUCCUAGAAGACAAACCUGUAGAACUCAAGGAUAUGGUCGGAAAUAAGCAGAUAAUCAAUAUGUUCAAGAAACACAUCCAGGAAAGCGAACCAAAAGAAAAACUGAAUAUGUUAAAUCUAUACUUGGACAUAGACUCUUUCCUGGCAAUUGAAGGAGGGAGCAAAAAGAAGAAGGAUGUUCAAGCUUCAUAUAUUUUUAAGAAUUAUCUUGAGCAAGGUCAUGCUAGAAAAUUUGUGAAGAUAUCUGACUCUGCCUAUGCCAAAGUGUCCAAGGAAAAGGAAAGGCCAAAGACUCCCACAAUCAAGGAAAUCAGAGAUUCUUUGUAUCCAAACAUUGAUGCAACUUUUAAAGAAUUUUGGCAGAAAAAUGAAAGCACAGGCACAGAUCUGAAAAACCUGAACUCCAUGUCAAAGGCAGAGCUAGCCAUGAGGUCUGACAGUGACUUGCAGUUCACUUGGAAAUCGAAAAAAGGAAAACAAAAGAGCACUGGAAGACAUCAACCAACCAAGGAUGACAAGGUGGAGUUUCUCAUGAAUCUGAACCAAUCAGUGCUGGGGCAAAUGCCAAUUAGAAUGUGGUUCUUCUACAAGUAUUUGGUCAAACAUGGAGAGGAUGAGAAUGUCCCUCACCUUGAAAAGGAUUUGUUUUUCUACAUUGAAGUUCAGAAAUUCAAGGAGAUGAGUCAUGCAUACUCUGAUGAAGAAUUAUUAAGGCGAAAGGUGGCAACUUUAAAUCUGUGUUACCUGGAAUCCAACAUUCCCCCUGCACUGCAGAUUGGAAUUUCAAAUGAAGUUCAUCAGAAGACCUUACGUGCAGUGCAACGUUACCUAGGCAACAAGGAAAUGGUGUCAGCCAUAUUUGAUGAAGCCCAGUAUCAUGUCUUCAAGGAAUUGUUGCCAUGGUGGGCAGGGUUUAUCAGGCAGUACACUCCACCUGCAGAUGAGAAGAAAAGACCAUUGACCAAACAACAAAAAAUGUUCAAAAAGCGUUUGGAAAUGUUUGAGCAAAUGGAUGUGCCAAAAACCCAGUUUGUUCUUCCUCACAUUCCUCAAGGCAGUGUGCAGGCUUUCUCUUUCUCCCUCAGUGAUGGAGUCAAAUGGAGGCCAUCAGCAUGGCAUAAUUUGCUGGAUGAUCAUCAGAACUUUCAUAAGCCAGUUUCCAUACCAGCUAGGCAGGAUUAUUUUUCUUCCACUGUCAAUAAGCUGAUGUCAGUGGUUAAAUUGAAAAAGCCUGCCAACAAGUCAUGUGAGUAAUAAAGCAAUGGAAGCACCAGUGGAAAUGUGUAUGGCACAGUAGACAGUAAAAAUAAUAGCUGUCUUUUCUGUUGUAGCAAGUGACAAAACCAUAUCGGUGGUGAGGUCAAGUUACAUGUAACUGUUUAUGGUAACUUGUUCUAAAUCUCUAAUACAAUCAGGUAUUCAUCAAAAAUUAAAGUAGUGGAUUAAAUUUUCGCAGAUCUCAAAUCCAUGUUUAUAUUUAUUUGAAGUAAGAAUACUUAAAAAGGAGCUUUGGAAUUUCAAGGUUUUCAGACUGCCCUCUACUCUGUCUUGACUGAACCAUAGUAUGGUGUUGCACUUGUAACCUGUAUGUACUACUAUAGUACAUGUAUCUUUUGCAUGUUUAACUUUUAUUCUUUUUUGCACUAGGUUAUUUGAUCAUAGUUGAUUUAGCAUUUUUUUUUUAAUUUAAAUUUUUUGCCAGUACACUUUCUUGUCCAAAAUAUGUGGUGCAGAACGAGCCAAGAAUUGACCACCCAGGGCAAAUACAUGACACCAGAUGGCAGUGCUGUUCAGCAUUCUUGGUUCCUUUUCCUUCAGCAUUGGCAAGUCCAUAUAGAGGAGCAUCUUGUAUGGCAUAAUCAGAAUGAACUAGUCUUUCAUGUUAGAUAGUUCCUCCUUUUCAUUGACUUUCUUCUCUCCAGAAAAAUGUAUCCUAUGAAGAGCAAAUGUUGAUUGGCCUUGGUCCUGCCAUUCAUGUGACAUCAGCGGUAAGAUGAUGACCAUG